CAAGUGUGUGUGUGUGCGCGUGCGCGUUCACGGUCACGUCUGCGUGAGUGUGAGUGUCUGGGUGCGUGCAUGUUCCAGCCCGCGUGUGUGUGUGUGGGUGCCUGCGUGAGUGUGAGUGUGGGUGUGUGGGCCUUGCCGGCGUGAGUGUGAGUGUUAGUGUGGGUGUCUGGGUGCGUGCAUGUGCCACCCCGCGUGAGUGUGUGUGUGGGUGCCUGUGUGAGUGUGGGUGUGUGGGCUUUGUCGGCGUGAGUGUGAGUGUUAGUGUGCGUGUCUGGGUGCGUGCAUGUGCCACCCCGCGUGAGUGUGUGGGUGGGUGCCUCCGUGAGUGUGAGUGUGGGUGUGUGGGCCUUGUCGCACACACGCACCCGGAGAGAGAGAGAGAGAGAGAGAGAGAGAGAGAGAGAGAGAGAGAGAGAGAGAGGGCCGGGUAAGCUUCAGCAGCGUGCUGCUCUAGAUUGAUGCUGGAAGGCACCAAGGGUGAAACCUCUUUUUUUCCGUCAAACGAGGGGUGAACAGCUCCCCGCGAAAGAGGGCAUUUUCUUUAACCGUGGUCACUCACUUCUACCGUGGUCACUCACUCCAGGCCUCAGGCUUUUCGUUCGCUGACUGCUGCUUGCCCAGGCGCAUCCUGUACCGUCAACAGCAGUCAAUUUUAUGAAAUGCUGCUGUGUGUAUUUGAAGCCAACCAAUGAGGGUGCGUGGGUGCGUGUCUUCAAACGGCCACUCGCCUUGCCACGCCCCAUUGACAACCGGAUCCGCAUCGACGACCCCCUUGUCGGGUCGAGGACACUGCUGCUAGGAAUAUCCCGUGCUUUUGAGCGGAGGUGCGUGCUUGCUCCUCGCACCAACGCCUGCUCGAGUACAUUGCUGCCAGGCAUGUGUCGUGCUUUUGAACGGAGGUGCGUGCUUGCUCCUCGCACCAUUGGUGCGGCGUCGAGGUGCGUGCUUGCUCCUCGCGUCAUUGGUGCGGCGUCGCUGUUUGUGCGUGCUGGAUUGUCUCCAUUCACUUUUUGACGCCAAACCGGAGGAGGAGGAGGAGGAGGAAAAGACGAGGAUCUGGGAAUCGCUGAGGAGUUGGACUGGGAGUGACUUGUCAACUGGGAACGACUGGGAACUGGACUGGGAAUGGCAGGGAACUAGACUGGGAAUGGCAGGGAACUAGACUGGGAAUUGGGACUGGGAAUUGCAAAGAACGGGACUGGGAAUCGCGGGGAGCGAGGAGUGGGUGGGAAUCCGCUGAGAUCUGGACUGGGAAUUGCUGGGAGCUGGGAGAUUCGCUUGCUGGGAUCUGGACAGCGGGGACGUAAACCGCGCCCGAGCCGUGCCGACAGCAACCAAAGUAGAGAGGUUUGCUCUACUCGUCGGUUGCCCUUUGUUGGAAUAGAGGGUGUUGUUUGUUGCCCUGUGGUGUAGAGAGAGAUGGAGUACGUUAGUCCGGAAGGUUUACGGCUGGACGGGCGGCGCCCACCGGAGUUGCGGCAAUUGCGAUGUGAAGUGGGGGUGCUCGAGAGUGCAGACGGCUCUGCUUGCUUUCAGAUGGGAAACACAAAGGUCAUGGCUGUCGUCUAUGGCCCCCACGAGAUUGUUGGGAGGGCGAAGCUUUUUCAUGACCGGGCACGAGUUCAGUGCAAGUACAGCAUGGCGGCGUUCAGCACCGCGGAACGGAGGAGGAGAACAAGGGGCGACCGGCGCUCCAUCGAGACCUCGCUGGCGAUCAAGCAAACUAUGGAGGCUGUCGUGCUGACGCAUCUGAUGCCCCGAUCGCAGAUCGACAUCUACGUCCAGGUCUUGGAGACGGAUGGAGGGACGCGAAGCGCCUGCAUAAAUGCGGCGACUUUGGCGCUCGCCGAUGCAGGGAUUCCGAUGAGGGACCUGGUGGCCGCGUGCGCCGCAGGCUACCUCAAUGGGACACCCCUCAUAGAUAUGAACUCCUUGGAAGAAACUGGUGGUGGUCCCGAUCUCACCGUGGGCCUGCAACCAAAGCUUGACAAGGUUAGUCUGCUCCAGAUGGACUCCAGACUGCCGAUCGAUGUUUUCGAGAAGACCUUCAACCUGGCGAUGGAUGGGUGCAAGGCAAUUGGAGCUUACAUGAGACAGCAAUUUGUCGAAAGGGCUGGACGUAGACUGUGCCCGGCUCAAAAACAGGCUUCUUUAGCCGUGAUGGCAGAUGGGAGGGACUGUGAGCUGGAACGUUGUUUGGGGCAGUCAGGUGCAGAGGAGCAUACUACCGCAUCCGUAUGUCGUGAUCAUGGAGGAGAGGAGCAGGAAAAGCCGACAACAUUUUCACGUGUCACGUUGGAGGAGCUGAGAUCGCGACUCGGAACCUUUGCGCGCGAUCGAGAUUGGGAGCAGUACCACGCGCCGCGGAACCUUUUGCUUGCGCUGGUUGGCGAGGUGGGAGAGCUGUCUGAGAUUUUUCAAUGGAGAGGGGAAGUACCUAAGGGGCUACCUGGUUGGUCGGAGAAGGAGCGGGAACAUGUAGGAGAAGAGCUUUCGGACGUGCUGCUGUACCUGGUGCGCCUUGCGGAUUCGUGCGAUAUCGACCUUGGGGCGGCAGCGCUACGGAAGUUGAGGCUGAACGAAGCGAAAUAUCCCGCCGACAAGUGCAGGGGUUCUUCCAAAAAGUACACAGCUUAUAAAGGAGAGUACGAUGGCCAAAAUGGUCAGCGGGACAACAAUUCUAACAGCGAUUCCUGCGGCGUCAGCGGCGGGUCUGAACCAGCAGGUGUCUGAUUCACUCACCGUAACGAGGCCUGACUGAUGGACCCCUCAUAAACGGGCCAAUCAACGGGUACCACAGCGGUGGAACAUAUUCAUUAAGAAACUGCGAGCAAGGUGCAGACAGGUUCUUCCUUAUUGUCCCGUGUACGCAGAGAGACUGCAAUGCCACUUACCUGGCCGCAAUUGCGACUAGGUGCAUGCAAUUGAUAAGGGUCAUGCACGUCGCUGCGCUUCAUAUAUGUCCGGACUUUAGAGGAGGGGUUCCGGGGGAGGGGGGUUGAAGAGGGGAUCUGAGACCCGAUCGAUAGAUUUAUGUGUCUGCAGCGGGGAUUUUGGGCACUAGUGUGGCUGGCCAUGAAGCUGGACAGAGAAAAGUGUCAGCUCUCUCGUUGUCUCUCUCUUUCCCUGUUGCCACUGGCAGCAUUUUCUGGAUGUAUCUGGCCGCAAUCACAGUCCAUUUUGUACGUAGCUGACUGACGAAGAACGUCCAGAAGAAGUCCUGCUGUAAGUAUGCCCUCACAGGGCAGCCUUUGCAACGAAGUUGCUUUGCGACCUUUCGUUGUUCUCCAAGCUCCUUGAUGAGAGGGGGGUGGAGGGGAAGAGUCUGCAGGGGUGUGCCCCUCUCUUCAGCAUACUAUUUUGCAUGGCAGUGCCCCAGGUUGAGGGUAGAGAAGGAGAAAGAAGUCGUUGCUGGGGUUGCUAGGCGGCAGAUGACGAACUUACUUUUACGAAGUGUGUGGAUCGCAUGUGUGAUUAUGACGCCUGCUCAAAAUGGGAGGCAGAAGGAUGACAGUAGAGAAUGGUCGAAUCGUUGGUAGAUAUUUCUCAAUCUGUCACAUAUUUGCGGAGCUGACCUGUCUGCCAGGAGUUGGGAAUCUAAGUCUUCGGGGUUGCGGCAUUCCAACGUGGACUGGCUUUUGUCCUAAAUGAUCGCAGGUUCAAAUCCGGCUGGAUGCUAUAUGACCGUUGGGUAGUGGAAUGCGGUCUCAGAGGCAAGGGACAGGAUUCUGCGGCGCUUCGAAACCUACUGGGUAGGGCUUUCCAAAGGAAAUGUAUGUGAUGUCAUCUGGGCUAUAUACUAGACUCUUGCAGGUUCCUCCCACGGGGUCAGGACACUUCGUGCGGGGCAUCAGAAGGGCAUAAGUAUCGAUGCCAAUCCCUCCUCCCUUGUAACCCCUCUUGCCCCCCUCCUUCCCCUCUUAUCGCUCUGUCAUCCGCCUGGUAAUCAGAAGGGCACAAGGAUUGACGGCAUUGGUUCCUCCCUCUUACCCCUCCCCCUCUUAUCCCCCUGUCACCCGCCUGGUAACCCCCUGUUACCCCCUUUUUCGCCCCCUUCUUACCACACUCUUAAAAGACCAUUCUUUCCUCCCUCUUACCCCUCCCCCUGCUACCCCUCUUAUCCCCCUGUCACCCGCCUUGUAACCACCUGUUACCCCCUGUUAUCCCCUUUUUAUUCCCGAGCCUUCGAUUUUUUUCAGAGAGGCUCAGUAGGGAUUCUCAAGGUGGCUGGGGCUGUGUAUUGGUCGAUGAAACCCAUCUGAACCCCCCUUUAGACCAUCUGAGGUGGCUGUGCAUAUUUAGCUGAUGUCAGCUGUUGCAAUUGUCCCAGUAUUUUUCCUGUGGAGAGGUCGAUAGUUUUUUAAGCGAGCAGUGCCAGGCAGGCUUGCUUGCACAUCGAAUGUCUUUGCGGAAGGCAGCAGAACUCACUGGAUGCCGUGUUCAGCACUGUUGGUCAAAGGGUGUAAGUGAUGUAUUGCAAAACAUCGGGGGUUCAGCCCCCUCGCCAUCCAUCCGUGCAAAGGGUGUAUUUACUAUUUAGCCUACCUUUUGGUUUGCGAGACAGGUAUAGCGCCCACCAUCUAUCUAACUUCAGAUCGGCCCUGAGGUGAGCCAGCCUAGAAAUUGAAAGUGACGUUAAGACCGUGUACAGCUCCAAAAGGGAUCUCAGCCUGCAAAGAUACCCCAACAUUGUGGGUACAGGGAAGACAGACUGACAAUUUUGCGUAAAAUGGUCACAGCCAGGUGACGGGGAGGGCCCAGGUGCAUUUUUUAUUUUUCUUUUCUUUUCUUUCCUUUCUUGGCAAUUGGUAGGCAGGGGGAACAAGCACUGCAUUGGUCUGGGGACAUUAGAGGAAGUUAGUGCCAGGGAAGAAUGUUGAUACGCAGGAGCGUGGCAUCAUGCAACCCCUCCUUCCUCGUUACCGUCUUCACCCAAAUAGCACGCCCUGUUGCUGUAGCUGUAUUCUUAGGGCAACUUUCGGUUUGGAUACAGCGAUAGUGACGGGGCACUCUGUUUGGGUGACGGCGCUAGCGCAGGUUUCAAAAAUAUCACGGCAUCCGUGCUUUCUUGCCUCGGUUAUGGAUAACGCACUGCGAUGAAGAUAUUUCUGUUCUUUGCGAGCGACUGUCAUGUUUUUUUGGGCGUGUUGGUCAUGCGUGCAAUCUCUCUCCAACCCCCUUCCUUCGGGCUUGCAUUAGUCAUAUCAGGUACUCUGCUCGAACGGACCCUCCUCUACGGGGGCUGUGCUGUCCCUCCUUGCGUGUAUGGGUUGGUGGUGCCUGCAGUUUCUUUCCCUGACCACACACAAACCUAUGAAGUUGAGGGGGAGGGCAUCCUUUCCUUGGUCUGCACAUUUUGCCCACUCACUGCAGGCACGUAUGUCUAGCAGGCCUGAACAGA
This is a messenger RNA of Chara braunii, 5401 nucleotides long. The record is from the annotation of a GenBank genome assembly. Lineage: Eukaryota; Viridiplantae; Streptophyta; Charophyceae; Charales; Characeae.